AUGAAGAGAUUAUUUCCAAACCUGCUCCCACCUAGCCUCCCACUUUUACCUCCUCUGUCUAUGCCAUCCAGUUCUUCAGCCUUGUCUUUGCUGGCUCCUUUCAGCCCCUCGGAUCCUCCCUCAUUCACAUCACCUAGAAAUUCGGAUCUGCCUGGGGCUUCCAGUUCGCAAGCUCCACCAAAAGAUGACGUUCCCCUGGCUUUACCUCAAGCCUUUGAGCCGGUCACUCCACCUCGGCCCAUCGACCAGUCGGCUCCACCUUGGCCCCUCUCCCCCUCGGCUCCACCUGGGACCGUCAUCCUUAUGGCUUCACCGGGCCUCCUCUCCCCUCCGGCUCUGCCUUGUGACAAGGACCAGGGGGCUAAACUGACAAGCAUCCUCACACAGAAUCUAUCCAACUGGGGACUGACAAACAUGAACAAUCAAACAAUCCAAUACUGCUUUCCAAACAACAAUUUGUCUUGUACCAGAAGUAUCCGACCUGAAGCAGAGUACAUUGUUGUGUACAUUUUCAUCGCUGUAACAUCAGUGUUUACCGUGUUUCUGAACCUGUUGGUGAUCAUCUCCAUCUCGCACUUCAAGCAGCUCCACACUCCCACCAAUGUGCUGAUCUUCUCUCUGGCAGUGGCUGAUCUGAUCGCAGGACUGAUUCUCAUGCCAGUGCAGGGAAUGAAACUGAUUGAGCCAUGCUGGUACUUUGGAGAAAUAUUUUGCUCAAUAUUUCCUCUUAUUCUUUAUGUGGUCGUCGUGGCAUCUCUUGGUAAUAUGAUUAUUAUAUCUGUGGAUCGAUACAUUGCUGUGAAUGACCCUUUGCGAUAUCCAAUAAGAGUCAAUAAUAACAGAGCUGUUGUUGCUAUUGUUGUAAACUGGUUAUUCUCCUUCUUUUAUUCGUUUUAUCUGUUGUAUGAGUUUUUACUGUAUCCAGAGAGGAACCACACAUGUAUUGGAGAAUGCAUACUUGUUGUUACAUUGGAAAAUCUUCUAAUAGAUGCUUUUGUUUGUUUAGCGGCACCUUGUUGCAUAAUUAUUCCUUUAUAUGUGAAAAUCUGCUUUGUAGCAAAACGGCAAGCUAAGCAUUUAAAUUCAGUCACAGACAAAAAGGCCAAAUCAGAGAAAAAGGCUGCAAGAACCUUAGGGAUUGUAGUACUUGUUUAUCUUCUUUUUUGGACACCGUACUACAUAGUUACUCUUUCUUUUGGGCAUGACGAAAAUGACACUCUCAUAAUUAACGUAAUGUAUUGGAUGUUAUGCAUGAAUUCCUGCAUGAAUCCACUUAUAUAUGCAAUGUUUUAUCAAUGGUUUAGAGUGUCAGCAAAAUACAUUUUGACACUGAAAAUAUGUGAACCUUCAUCAGAAUACUUCAAUCUGUUCCCAGAAGAGAAAUGAUCACUUACACUCUUAUGAAGCACAAAAAUGUAAUUUCCAUCUGUCUAUGAAUGGAAUAGUUUGGGUUCUUGUGUUAAGGACUUCCUUAUCAAACAUUAGAUGACACCAGAAUCUGUGCAACACCUAUGUUUGUGAAUAGUUUAAAUAUUUUGCCUAUAAUGUAUGUAUAUUGAGAACAUGUACAUGUGUGAGUAACAAGGAGUAACAUUUUUGCUCUCU
Molecule: messenger RNA, 1605 nt
Organism: Rhinichthys klamathensis goyatoka
Lineage: Eukaryota; Metazoa; Chordata; Actinopteri; Cypriniformes; Leuciscidae
Product: trace amine-associated receptor 13c-like
Exons: 2
Coding region: 1-1386 (461 amino acids)
Biological process (GO): G protein-coupled receptor signaling pathway
Cellular component (GO): membrane
Molecular function (GO): trace-amine receptor activity
Source: RefSeq, a predicted model, not a curated record